AUGAGUCAGCCCAUGCCGUAUGGUGGCUUCCGGUGGUAUAAAGGAGCAGACCCUCUGGCUGACCUCCAAUCGUUUUCGGACACUGGUAAUACGGGGCGUAUAUAUGAAGAGGACGUAUCGUAUCCACAAGAGUUGCAUGACGAGCACAACAACUUGCCGUUCUUGCCUGUCAACGAUGUACCGCCGGGUUCCAAAGAGACCAAACUCAUGGCCACUUUGAAACCCAAACAGCGGUACGUCGUACACUAUGUCAACUUAAAACAGGCAAUCGCACACGGACUGCAAGUCGAUAAAGUGCACCGAGUUUUAGAGUUUCAACAAAGUGCUUGGUUGAAACCAUACAUUGAGUUGAACACUGAAAUGCGGAAAAAGGCGGCAAAUGCUUUUGAAAUUGCAUUUUUCAAACUAAUGAACAAUGCCGUCUUUGGGAAAACAAUGGAGAACAUGCGGAAACGCAUCCGUAUUGAGCUAAUCUCCAGUCCCGAACGUCUAAGCAAGCUCGUAAACCAACCAACCUUCAACGACUGUAUCAAAUACGGUGAAAGGUUGUGCGCCGUCAUAAUGGACACAAAGAUGGUCAAGUUUAUCAAACCAAUAUACGUCGGUUUAGCAGUGCUUGACAUUAGCAAGACGCUAAUGUACAAGUACUUCUACGACGUAUUGAAACCACAUUAUGGCAGUGCAAUCGAAUUGGUUUACAUGGAUACUGGUGAGUACAACCGUACAGUAGAAAUAUUUUUUAUAUUUAUAUAUUUUUAAUUUUUCUCAGACUCCUUCAUAUACCUGCUCAGAGUAGGCGACUUCUACCAGGAUUUAGCUGGUAGCCCCGAUUUACUGGUGCACGUGGACGCAUCUAGCCUGCCCAAGGAUCACCCUUGCUACUCCACCGAUAGAAAGAA
Molecule: messenger RNA, 899 nt
Organism: Daktulosphaira vitifoliae (grape phylloxera)
Lineage: Eukaryota; Metazoa; Arthropoda; Insecta; Hemiptera; Phylloxeridae
Exons: 3
Coding region: 1-759 (252 amino acids)
Biological process (GO): DNA replication
Molecular function (GO): nucleotide binding; DNA binding; DNA-directed DNA polymerase activity
Source: RefSeq, a predicted model, not a curated record